GUGGAAAUUUGCAUAUAAACUUCAUAUAAAAAAAUGAAAAAAUCUUAUCUAACUUUCUCCGUGCUGUUUUGUGGGCGACUUUCACAAACAGCUGUCGUGUAGAAAUAGUGAAAACCCAUGUCUGUUUAAUAAUGUGCAUUUCAUUUCUUAUUGCAGCAUGUCUGCUCGUAGUUGGAAGGAUCCACUUCGAAUCAGCAAAUUUUAAAUCGUUUUUACCCGAUAAACCUUUUUUCCUCUAUUAUUUUAUAUGCAAUUUUCAAGUGUUAAAAUUAAUAGCAAACACACACACACACAAAAGUUACUAAUAAAAUGUUCUAUUUUCAACUGAAAGUGAGUCCCACACAUGGAAUGUUUUGUGCAAACGACUGGCGCUCUUUGUUUCUCAAUGUUUGCGUUCUUGCUGUCAGUGCAGUUUUUCUCAAUAAACAUUCAAUUACGAUGCCGUUAUCACUCUCUGGUGCCGUCUCUCGCAUCGGGGAUUUGAUGGUGUUGUGAGCUGCACAAUUUACAUUUGCCGAAACCAGUUCAACGUUUUGAAGUGACUCUGGUUAAGUAGAAAUCAGCUGUUCAUCUGAUUCUAAAUCUGUCCGUGCGUACGGCGGUGAGGGCGGUUGCGUUUCGUUUGCAUUCCAAAACGACUGAAAACCGGGAUCAUAUUGCAUUGUGCUGUUGAGUGGAACGCGCGGCAUGAAUUUGAGCAGCUCCGGUGGAGGCGGUACCGGCACCUCAGCGAACACUUCUGGCAGCAGCGGCGGUAGCGGAGGCUCCUACUCGGCCGUCGGAGGCGGCAGUGUUGGUGCCGGAGGUAGCAGUGCAAACGGUGCCAACGUUAGUGCGGCAACAGGUAGUGGAGGGUACGGUAGCGGCAGUGGAGGUUCGGGCAGCGAGAUGCCUGCGGAAAUUAUUCGCCCAAAGGUUGUGACGGUGAAGCACCCGGAAUCGAACAAACCGAAACCGACCACCAAGAAAGGAAAAGCGAUACAAGCCGAUGUGGACGUCAUCAAAGAAUUCCAGCGCUGCAAGGAGGAGAAUAUUCAGCGGCUGGAUUUGAGCAAAUCCUCCAUCACGGUCAUACCGGCCUCGGUUAAAGACUGCACGAGCUUGGUCGAGUUCUAUCUGUACGGAAACAAGAUCUCCUCGCUGCCCCCGGAGAUUGGAUGUCUGGCGAAUCUGAAAACGUUGGCGCUGAACGAGAAUUCCCUUACGUCGCUACCUGACUCGCUGCAAAAUUUAAAGCAACUCAAGGUGCUCGAUUUGCGGCAUAAUAAGCUGUCGGAUAUACCGGAUGUGAUUUACAAGCUGCACACCUUAACUACACUCUAUCUGCGCUUUAACCGAAUCCGUGUCGUAGGAGACAAUCUGAAGAAUCUAAGCAGCUUGACGAUGCUGAGCUUGAGAGAGAACAAGAUUCACGAGCUACCAGCAGCAAUCGGUCAUCUAGUGAAUCUGACGACAUUGGACCUUUCGCACAAUCACCUGAAGCAUCUGCCCGAAGCGAUUGGCAAUUGCGUUAACCUAACUGCACUGGAUCUGCAGCAUAACGAUCUACUGGACAUACCGGAAUCGAUAGGUAAUUUGUCGAACCUGAUGCGACUCGGGUUGCGCUACAACCAGCUGACGUCAAUUCCAGUGUCACUGAAAAACUGCACGCAUAUGGACGAGUUCAACGUGGAGGGGAACGGUAUCAGCCAGCUGCCGGAUGGGUUGCUAGCGAGCUUAAGCAACUUGACCACGAUCACUCUAUCGCGGAAUGCGUUCCAUAGCUAUCCAUCUGGCGGCCCAGCCCAGUUUACGAACGUGACAAGCAUCAAUCUGGAGCACAAUCAGAUCGACAAGAUACAGUAUGGAAUAUUUUCCCGUGCCAAAGGACUAACUAAGCUGAACAUGAAGGAGAACGCGCUGACUUCGCUACCGCUCGACAUCGGUACCUGGACCCAGAUGGUGGAGCUAAACUUCGGUACCAACUCGCUGACGAAGCUUCCGGACGACAUACACUGCCUGCAAAACCUGGAGAUUCUCAUUCUAUCGAACAACCUGCUGAAGCGAAUACCAAACACGAUAGGCAAUCUGAAGAAGUUGCGCGUGCUCGAUCUCGAAGAAAAUCGACUAGAGUCGCUGCCGUCGGAGAUCGGGCUGUUGCACGAUUUGCAGAAGUUGAUACUGCAGUCGAAUCAGCUGAGCGCACUACCACGUACAAUCGGUCAUCUGACAAACCUGACGUACCUGUCGGUCGGGGAAAACAAUCUGCAGUUCCUGCCGGAGGAGAUCGGCACGCUGGAGAACCUGGAAUCGCUCUAUAUUAACGAUAAUCCAUCGCUAAUUAAGCUACCGUACGAGCUGGCCCUGUGCCAGAAUCUUGCGAUUAUGAGCAUCGAAAACUGUCCGCUGUCGGCUCUUCCACCAGAGGUAGUCAGUGGGGGUCCAAGUCUCGUCAUACAGUACCUCAAGCUUCAUUCGCCAUACCGACAAAUGUGAUUUGCUAGCAAAACGAUCGCUCUUUGCCGCGAGCAUUGCGUGUGUAGUGCUUUCCAUGCGUAUAGAUUGUGGAUCGCGCCGUGCCCUUCGUUAUCCUUUUCGGCCUAGCCGUCGAUAUUGUGUUUAAUGUUGUGAAACCACCCCCCUCCCAAACCAAAACCACGCCACGGAUGGAAAUCACAUUUAAAAUAGCAUACAAAAUAAACGAAAUGCACAUACGAGAAAAAAAAAACACACACAGACACAAACACAAAAGAAAUUCAAUCAAUGUGAUUAAAAUAAAGCUUUAAUGUUAUUGCUUAUUAAAUAAAAAACAAACAAAAAAGGAAUACACAAAGCAUACGACAGCGUGGACGUCAAAUUAGCGCUCAGUGCAGAAUGUAACGGCAAAUGCGGUAUUUAUGAACUCUAUUCAUCAAAACGAACCGCGACCGAUAAACAAAACAAAAUACUUCGUUAUUGUUUCAUAAACUGUUAACUGAAAUUGUGUGUGCGAAUGGAAAUGCUCUCGAUCGGUCUCCUUUAGUGUUGUGUUUUACAUGUUUUACGGCGUGCACGAAGGACUAGUUGUCUUUUCCCUUACUGGAAACAGUGAAAACAAGAAGAAAUGUGACAAUAGUGGCAAAAGCUGACGCGAAAUGAACGACAGUAUUCAUUGGAUGGAAUUUUUAAAUUGCGAUACACCUACAUUUGAAGUGAUAGUUUGCUGGAGAACCACAUAUUAUUGUACUUGCACGAGACUUUCGAUUGGGAUAUGAUGGAAUUGCUACAAGUAGUUACAAUUUCGACUUCUUGAUUGAGUUCCCCGAGUUUCUACCUAAUUAUAAUACAAAAAAUCAAUACCCAGGAAAUAUAUCUUUCGAAUGGAUAAUUUACACAUACAACUUGCAAAAGGAACCGUGAUUUAAAAAACAUAUUAUGUGUAUGUGCGAUAUUAAAAAAAACUUUUACUAGUGUCUAACAACUUGAAUGAUUUAUUUGAUGUUUUAUUACAUUUGAUGAUUUCUUUUUGAAAGCGGAUUAUUAUCAUCAAUCUAUGAGAAGAUGUGAAAAUCAUGAAGCUAAGAUGCUAUAGAUUUUAUUCGGCAUAACUAUCAAAGUAAUUCCUACAGUGACAGGGUCGAUAUUGUUUAUUAUGUUUUAUUCGUUAAAAACGGUUUUAUAAUCCCAUAGAACGGACAGUUCGGUUAUUUGGUAAAUUUUCUUUGUUCGGUAUAGUAUUUGCGAAAAAAAGAGUGGUUGGCAAGAAAUGAUUUUAUGAAUGUUAUUUUAAACAAAUAGUUUGAUAAGCGAUAAUGUAUCAUUUCUUGUAAUUGUAACAUUAUUCAUGGCAAUAUGAGGAUUCCGGAUGACAGAUUACUGCAACGAAUUUAAAGUUUUUGAACGUUAAUGUGAAUGAAUAGUAGAAACGUUAAACGAAGGAACAAAAACAUAAAUAUGUGUUUGAAUGGUGCGUACGCUAAAAGUAACGUUUGUAUAACUUGUAUGAGUUUGGGAGAGUGCACGAGACUCAUUGAUUUGACUAUGCGCUUUUAAAAGCAAAUUGUGACCAUUUCAAACUUUUGUUUGCGAAUAUCCUUUGGAUCGUCAUUUUAAUCUAGUCAUUAAAAAACAAUAAAUUUGAUUAUUUUAGUUGCACAGUGUGGUGUGACCUGAGGCUAAAUAGUAAAGAUUAAGUGUAAACGGAAAAAACUAAGAUAAAAAUAUCUAUGACAAAAAAAUGAAACAUUUAAAAGAAGUUAGCAAACACAAACACAGUUUAAGCAGCUCAAACAGUUUAACAAUCUGGUACCCAGAAAUCAGUUAAAACAACGUAGAGUGGAAUGCGUAAAUGGCCUAAAUAAUUAAAUGUAGCGAUGAAAAACUAAUACUAAAGAAGCUAAUUGAACAGUAGAAAACACGACACAAAAAAGAAAACAUGCGCUAACACGAUAAAAAUAAAAUAACGUGUACAUUGUAAGGAUUGUGUGCAAAUGAAGCGAAACUUCCUUACACAAUUAAAAUGUAAAACAUGACGUAAAAAUAUCAGUUUAAAUGUUACAAAAAUGCGACGAUGCACGCAAGACAACAACACAGGUUGAUCUCUUACUAUCGUUGAGAUUUAUAAAAAUUACGCGUAAAUCAUUCAUACGUCGGACUGCUAUGGUAAUGUCACAAACAAAUAGAUCCGCUGUAUCGUGUUAUAUAUAGCGUGUGUUCGUCAAAGAUCGAAUUUAACAGAAAAAAAUAAAGGAAUUGACAUUUUUAAGUACGAUACAUCAUAAAAAGCAUGAAUGUCAUUCCAAUUGGCACAAAAAAAACUGGGAAAUGUUAGGGAAAAGUGUUUUGAAAAGUUCUCCUUGCUGCACAACACACACUAUUAUAUGAAUACGUACACACUGUUGUUCCCUUGCUCAACUUCCGUGUUU
Messenger RNA from Anopheles merus, 4883 nucleotides. RefSeq names its product leucine-rich repeat protein soc-2 homolog. The record is from RefSeq and is a predicted model, not a curated record. Gene Ontology annotation, molecular function: protein phosphatase 1 binding. Lineage: Eukaryota; Metazoa; Arthropoda; Insecta; Diptera; Culicidae. The transcript has 3 exons. The coding region runs from base 688 to 2475 and encodes 595 amino acids.